This is a messenger RNA of Phalacrocorax carbo (great cormorant), 3837 nucleotides long. The record is from RefSeq and is a predicted model, not a curated record. NCBI's taxonomy places the organism in Eukaryota, Metazoa, Chordata, Aves, Suliformes, Phalacrocoracidae.
ACCAGCUCACUUAGGGAUGGUCUCACGGUGUACUUGGCCUGUAACAGGUCAGCAGCGCGCAGAACAACAGUGCUUCAAGGCCGGUUCAAAUCCAGCUGUCUGGAUGCGCGCCCCGUCCCGCCUCCCAGGACAGUGCUCGGCGGCUCCGAGCCCUCCCGGGGCCGCUCCGCCUCAGGCGGCCCAGCUGGGCGCCGAACCGAGCACCCCACGUUGCCGCUCCUCGCUGGGGAGGGCCAGCCGCCACCCCGCCGAGCCGCGCCCUGCCCCUCACCUCCCGCCGCCUCUCCCUUCCCCACAGUCCUGUGCGGCAGCGGCACCUUCCGGCUCCGGCAGCGGCCCCGGCGCUCGGCCGCCUCCCUCUCGCCGCCCGUUGCUAGGCUGGCCCGGAGGCAGCUGCCGCCCCGUCCUGCCCGCUCGGAGGUGGCCGGUGGCGGCGGGACGCGGCGCCCCGCCCGCUCCCGGCAUGGAGGGUGACAAGAAAAGAACCAAAGAAGAUACUUGGAAAUCAGAAGAACUUAGGAAACAUCUUAGGGCAUCACAACCAGAUAGUCCAAAUGCAGACCAAAAGCACAGAGAAAAGAAAGUUCAGAAAGAGAGGUCUGUUAAUGACACAGACACUGAUAAACAUGAACGCAAAGACAGAGGGAAGAGCAAGGAAAGAAUGAGAGAGAGAGAGAGAUUUAAAUCUGGUGAAAGAGACAGAGAUAAAAUGAGAGAGAGAGAAAGGGGAAAAGAGCACCGGAGAGAAGGAGACCAAGCGAGAUACAAAGAUAAGCUUCGAGAGUCAAGUUUGGAGAAAGAGAGAUACAGUGUACCAAAACAUAAAGACAGGGAAAGCGACAGAGAACGAGACAAAAAGCAUAAAAGACAUGAGAUAAAACAAAUAGGUACAGAAAAUAAUCUGAAAUCUGUUGAAGGAAAAGAUAAAGGACAUCACAGAAGAAGAGAAAGCAGGCAUCAUUUGGAGGAGGAGAAAACAAAAAGUGAAGAGCGAGAAAGAAGACAUACAGAAAAGAAGGCUAAUGAUACCAAAAAGAUCAUUGACAAAUUUUUAGCCUACAACGUUGAAGAAGGUGAACGUGUAUACAAGUUACAGAAUGAUCAAGAGUUGGAUAAAGAGGGAGAAAGAAGACGCAGAGGAAAAAAAGAAUAUUAUGUUAGGCCAGGAAAAGAGAGGCUUUCAGAAGAGAGAAGUCAUAAACAUUAUGAAAAGGAAGAAGAAUAUAAAUUAAAAAGAUCUAAAGAGGGAUCUUCCCAUGGAAACAGAGAAGGGCAACCAUCAGAAUCUAAUGAGAGAGUAAAAAGUAGAGAAAAUGAGAGAAAGCAGCAUGAUCUAAGGAACAGAGAAUACAAAAAAGAGGAGAGGAUUCAAGAAGAAAUGAGCCAUCAGCAUGUAAGGACUGUAAAAGAUAAAGGAAAGCUCAUUGAAAAAGAGAAAAGGGACACAAGACAAGAGGAAACGCGAGAUACACACAUCUAUAAUUCAGACACGGGAUUUGAUAACUUUUCAGCAAAUUAUGAAGAUGAUUUUGAAGAUUAUGAAGAUGAUUUUGAUGAUGAUGAAGACAAAAGUGGUGAAGAAAGAGAUGCAGAAGAAAACCUGAGAGAGAUUCCAUUUUCCAGAACAUCAGAAAUUGAAGAAAUUCAAAGAGCUAUUAGUGCAGAAAAUGAUAGAAUUUGUACUUCACUGCCAAAGAAAAUUGAAAAUGAAAAAAAGGAACCAAUCAUGGAAAGGCAAUACCCUUCUGUCAGAAAUGCUUUUUGUGGAAUAUUCAUGGAUUUUCAAAUGGCAAACCAACGACAAAGUAGCCGAAGUAUGGCUAGUAAGCAGAAAAAACGGAGUUCAGAACUUCUCCCACUAAUUGAUCUGGACUUCUCAGUUAGUUUUUCUUUACUGGAUUUGCCUCCUGUAAAUGAGUACGACAUGUAUAUCAGGAAUUUUGGUAAAAUGAACACUAAGCAGGCAUAUGUUCAGUGUAAUGAGGACAAUCUUGAGAGAGACAUUCAGACUGAGAAAAUUGAGACAUUGGAGAAAUGGACACAGCAUCCAGGAGAAAGCGCGCUUGUAUCUGGAGGUCCCAUAAACAGCCAGGACAUGUCAGUGAAUGGAACUCUGACGCCUAAAACUGAUUCACAAAGAUUAGCAAAUUUCCUCCGGUCUGCUUGCCAGGUGAUUGCUGUUUUGCUAGAGGAAGAUCAAGUUGCAACACAACCCAGGUGGAAACUAAGACCUCGACAAACCAGUCUGUCUAUUAGUGAUAGCUGUUUCCAGUUAAAUACUAACCAGCCAUUCCUCUGUGGCCGAAAAAUAUCCUGCCUAUAUGUCUCUCAAGUACAGAGGCAGUUGCUACUUUCUGUUCAUGGAUUACCUGAAAAAGCAGGUGGUGUUUUACUGAACAGAAAGAGCAUCAUAUGCGUUUGGAACAUCUGGCAGCCCUCCAGUCCUCAGAAAGUUUUAACAUGUGACUCAGAGGUGGUAUGUUGCUGCUUUAGUCCCAAUAAAACAACAUUAGUUUUUGCUGGAACAAUAGAUGGUUCGUUAUUGUUGUGGGAUCUUCGAGAAGACUCAAGAAUGCACCCUCAUAUGACGAUCGGUGAAACUGACUGGACAUUUAGAGUUCCAACAUUUUCUACUGAUGGCAUUCUAAACUCAGUAAACCACACCUCUCCUAUUCUAGCAGUGGAACCUGUCUCAACCUCUCUCUACACUGAUCAAAAUUAUGGACUCUCAGGCCUCUCUCAUCAGGAGGAAAUGUCAGGCCCUCCAUUUCAGAUAGCUUCAAUGGAUGAAGAUGGAAUCCUCAAUAUGUGGGUAGUUGUUGAAUUACAAAAAGUGGAUUUAGCUGGUUCACAAACUGAUUUAGGUUUAAUUCCUGGAGGGAAAGUGAAGUUAGUACAUAGCUCUACUAUGGAGUUGAAUAACAGCCUUUUCCCAAAGGAUGUGCGCCAGAGAAUGCCCCAGACAGUGACUAUGAAAUUUCUGUCUUCUAAUCCUAAUCACUUCAUUGUUGGAACAAACAUUGGGCUGGUAGGCCAUGGUACGAGACAUGAUUUAAAAGUUCUUCCAAAGCUAUUCAGACCUAAGGAGAGCGGACUGAGAUCAAUAAGCAUCAACACAAUUGAUUUCUUCCCUUUUGGAAAGCCACUAUUUUUGGUUGGCUGUUCAGAUGGAAGUAUUAGAUUACAUCAAAUGACAUCAGAGUACCCCCUCAUGCAGUGGAAUGACAGCACAAAUGGCCAGCCAAUUAUUGCCCUGCAGUGGGCUUUAACAAGACCCGCUGUGUUUUUUGUCCUGGAUGCAUCAUCCAAUAUUUACGUUUGGGAUCUUCUGGAAAAUGAUUUGUUGCCUGUGGCAAAGCAGGCUGUUCCAUCAGAGAACAUUGUAACUAUGGCUCUACUGGGAGAACCAGAAAAAAAGAAUGGAUUGUUAGGCAUUGCGCUGGCCAAAGAAUCUGGAGAGGUGGACAUUCAAUAUGUAAAGAAGAAGUGGGCAGUACCUCAGCCUGAGGAAUCUGAAAAACUACAUUUGCUUUUAUUGCAGUCUUUUUAGAAACAGUACACCUGUCUGGGUGUACAAAUUAUUGCAAAAUAUUUAGAUUGGUUUUGACUCCAAUUAAAAGAUUUGUAAUGUAAUUUUGUAUUUGUAUGUAACUUGUAUAUAUUUUAAAGAAUAUCAGUACAGUAUUUCAGCUGAAACCAUAUAUUUUAUCACAAAAAUGGCAAAACUAAAUUUAGCAUCAUUGUACUCAAAAAGAUGAUGAGCUGUAUUUCAUUAUUGAAAGUACUCUAGCUGUAUAUAUUUUUUAAAACUUACUAAAAAUAUAGUCCUAUAAAUUA